Orbicella faveolata is the source of this 2217-nucleotide messenger RNA. RefSeq lists its product as uncharacterized. The record is from RefSeq and is a predicted model, not a curated record. Lineage: Eukaryota; Metazoa; Cnidaria; Anthozoa; Scleractinia; Merulinidae.
GAAAACAUCUGAUGCUAUUUCAGAGUAAAACCUCCGUUUUCAAAUUCCUCCGGCGUAAUGUGGACGAGGCUUAAUUGAGUGAAAGGAUAGUGAUCGAUAAUUUGGUGCGUUAGAUGGUUGAUUUCUAGCUAUUGUUUUUUUAUCUAUGGUUGUAUGCCACGGAAGAGACAAUUUGAUCCCUUAAUCUACUGUACUCCUUGUCAAACAAGCUUUGUAAAUAGGAUUUAAUUAUGCUUUGUUUACUCAAUCAAAUCAACUCGUGCCUCAAUCACCAAUUUAAACAAUAUUUUCGUUGCUAACGUGAGCGGUAAAGUGUUUCGUUUAUACGUCUUGAUUGUGAAUGGCUACGCGUCCGUUUCAAGGGCGAAAAUUAACAACCAAAGUUCAAAAAUCCGCUAAGAAAAGUGAUUGCCCGUUUGGAGUAAACCGUGGACCAAUCUCGGCACAGAAACGCGACGUGGCAGAGUUCGAGGAUUGCAGACACAGAUCGUUUAUUGAAAGAAUGAAGGAUGCGUUUCGUACCAUUUCAUUUCGCUCAGAGCCGACAAUCGGCGAAGAGGACUUGAAGAGAUGCUACGAUACACAAAUACCUGGUAAUGGUGAAGCCAAUUAUGGAAUUGCUUACCCUGUGGUAGGGAAGAAACAGCAAGAGUUGAUUCAAAAUCUGGUGCCUCAUUGCUACGAACACAUACAGAAUUUCCACCAUUACCGUAGCGACAUGGAAAAACUGAGCUCUGGGUGUAAGGUCCUAUACCUCUCUGCAGACGAAGAGACUGGAAAGAGGGAGAAAGUGUUACGCGAAGUUUAUGGCCAAAAUUCCGCCAGAACCGAACAGAGCAGAUUACAGACCCGGCGUUACGGUUUGGGAAAGCCCAGACAUUUUCAAAUGCCACUCAAGCCUAAAACAACAAAGGUAACUUUGGUCGUUAAAAGCCACAAAGAGUCGCAAAAAGUCAGGACCAAAAAGAACAGAAAUCCCAACAAAAAUGGCCAACCUCAGGAUGGCUAUUCCAGAGCGUCUUCAAGCGAGAACGACUUCAAAAGUUGCUCUUCAAAUUCUACGGAGUUAAAAGUGAACAGUGCAAAAAAACGUUUAUCAUUUCAAGUUGGAGAGAGUGUCACUGAAAGCGAUGAAAUGCCUCCAUUUAAGCUCGAACAAGCAACAAGCGAUGACCAAAAAGCCGAGGGUCAAAGCAGUUGUCAUAGUCCGGGUAGCGACACUUUUCCUAAGCCUCCCGUGACAACUCCCAACGACAUGUCCCGGAAAUCAUCUGUCCGCACCUUGCUUUUUGAAAGUGCUAAGAACGAUAGAAACGUUGCGUCGCCACGGAACACCACAAAUAGAGAUUCUAACCACAGCCCACAUUACUUAGCGCCAUUUCAUACGCGGUUUCCACACCUGAAACAGUCGUCGGAGUCGAUAAGGUCUGAUCAAAUGCGACAGAAGAGAACUGACAAAGAUAUGAUUCCACCUUGGCAACAAUAUCGUGUUUUGUGCGACGCUUUUCGACCUACAAUGUCUCCUGAGAGGUUUUCACGCCAAAAUGGAUACAGAAAACCGAAGUAUGCCACAGCAACGGAGCUGGAAUAUUACAUCGAUAUCGUGUCGGAAACGAACAGUAAUUCUAAGUCGAUGUAUUUGUCUUGACUCAAUUUCCAUGGUAAAUUCAGAGGCGCCUUUACAAGGAUUUCGACAAGACUUAUGACUGAUAUACUAAGCGUGCUUUUUCUGACCUCAGACUGAGUGAGAAUCGAAAGAUGGUGAUAAUAAAAUGUUACGUGAGUGACUACGAAAAUCUAGCGUUGAUAAAGAUGUGGGUCUUUUGCUUCAGCUCUUAAACACUCUUCGUGGGGUUGAAGUAAGAGUCAGUCUUUUUCCUAGAGCCCGUGAUUGUUUUGUGUAGCUGGUUUCGUCAAGAGCGUCGCAAGUUCGGUCACCGCUGGCAGAAAACGUGCGGGCUCUGGAAACAAAGUUUCACAUUCCCAUCUGCGCACGCUGCCUUGUAGUCAGGUACAAGUGAUCAACGAGUAAUUUCUCCAUACAAUGCAUUUUCAAGUUACAAUUGAUGAGAAUUUAGAAGAUCACCAGCUAAGAGAUAAAGAUAUUUUUUUAUCAGUAACGCCACAAACGACACAAACGUUCAGAACAGAAUUGUUGAUGCAAAAAUGAGUAACGAAAGACAAACAAAAUUCACAGUAAAAAUGAUAACAAUAAUU